Messenger RNA from Aplysia californica (California sea hare), 964 nucleotides. RefSeq names its product multidrug resistance-associated protein 1. NCBI's taxonomy places the organism in Eukaryota, Metazoa, Mollusca, Gastropoda, Aplysiida, Aplysiidae. Gene Ontology annotation, cellular component: membrane. Gene Ontology annotation, molecular function: ATP binding; ABC-type transporter activity. The record is from RefSeq and is a predicted model, not a curated record. Gene Ontology annotation, biological process: transmembrane transport.
UGUCUAGGUAUGGCUCUUGCUCUCACUCACGCCCUGGACUUGACCAGAGCACUAGCUGGUCAAGAUGACCACCGCCGCCUCCACCCGGUGUUUGAUGACGCAGUUCUGGCUCCGGUUCUGUGGAUACUCACACUACUCCCGGAGUCGGAUGUGACGGGCUUUGCUGUGGUGACGAUGAAGUAUCUUCUCGCCACUGGUCUCUUUAUCUGCUACUGCUUUGCCGAGUUUCACGACCACAAGCCACCGACUCGUGUACAAAGGGUUCCGGUGGCCGCUCGGAGAUUCAGACAUCUUCGAUCUGAACACUCAGGACGUGGUGUCUAGGAGCAUCCCACAGUUCCUACACGAGUGGGACAAGCAGAAGCUACAUAUGAGAAGGAGAAAGAAGCCUCAAAGUUGGAGAGCCGUCGUGAAAGAGACUGGUGACGUGAACCACGAGAAAACUCCACUACUGCUGUCUUCCAAUAAAACCACAUCGCAGCGCAGAGCUGGCGACGAUACAGGGUGCUACGGAUCUACGGCUUCUCCAACAGAUGGCACGAGACCUCAGAUGUCAACGACCUACUGCUCUCCCGAGGUCACUUCGGCAGAGGUCCAGGUCAAAGAAGGAGCAGACGACGACGCAAGAACGGAGGACAGCGGGUCACCCUAUGACCCUGCUACCGUCAAGACGAGAGUGUCUUUCUUCCGGGUGAUGAUGAAGUGCUUCCUGCCAGACUUGGCGUUCACGGGCUCUUUCCAGAUUCCGCGUCUGGUCAUGGACAUUGUGAAUCCUUUCGUGCUUGGGCUGUUAAUCAACUUCACCAUGGACCCUUCAGAGCCGAUAUGGCACGGCUAUGUGUUUGCCCUAGUCCUCGUUCUCACCAGAGUGUUUGACACAGUCUUCAACAUGACCAGUCAGUUCCUCACCUCUCGCCUCGCAACACGAAUACGUUCCACGGCGAUUGCUGCGGUCUUCAGGAAG